Messenger RNA from Sardina pilchardus (European sardine), 1635 nucleotides. It is a transcript of the gene moxd1l, whose product is annotated as monooxygenase, DBH-like 1, like. The transcript has 13 exons. The record is from RefSeq and is a predicted model, not a curated record. Gene Ontology annotation, molecular function: dopamine beta-monooxygenase activity; copper ion binding. NCBI's taxonomy places the organism in Eukaryota, Metazoa, Chordata, Actinopteri, Clupeiformes, Clupeidae.
AUGGCCUGCCCGAUAGCUGUGGCUCUCCUUGUCCUGGUUCUGGCCAUGGACGCCCAAGCUCAAGAAGACCCACUCUUGCCCUUUACAGAGUGGCUGGACUCAGAGGAGCUGGUGAUGCUGAAAUGGGGCUUUGACGACGUCCAAGGAAACAUUACCUUCGAGUUGUGCGUGAAUACCACGGGCUGGAUCAGCUUUGGCAUGAGUCCCAACGGGGGCAUGACUGGAGCUGAUUUGGUCAUUGGAGGAGUAAACCCAGAUGGAUCUUAUUUUGGGGACUACCAUGCCAAUGGAAAUGAGAUGCCUACACUUGACCAGGAGCAGAGCUACAGUCUGCUCUCUCUCACUGAGACCGAUGGACAGACCAUUAUGAGAUUCGAGAGGUCCAUCAAGUCUUGUGACACAGAUGACCAUCCUAUUACUGAGCUUCCCGUCAAGCUGAUCUAUGCGUAUGGGCAGACUGAUCAGAUUGGGUAUCACAGACAGCUCCGAGGCACCAAGGAGGUGAAUCUGCUCAAGUACAUGCCUCGCUCCAUCCCCACCCAGAGCCAGUACUUCGACAUGACCAUGUUAAAUUUCACAGUUCCUGCUGUGGACACCCGUUAUGAGUGCAGGGUGUUGAACGCGCCCACAUUUGCUGAGAAACAGCACAUCUAUCGGAUCGCGCCACUGAUUGAUCACCUGGAUCUCGUGCACCAUUUGCUUCUCUACAAAUGUCCGCCGCAUGUGAACGAAACCUUUCAGGAGCAAUGCUACACUAAUCCCAAACACGGUGCCUGCUUUCAAAUCAUGGCUGCAUGGGGAGUAGGGGGCGGGGACUUUGAGGUCCCAGAGCAUGUGGGGAUUCCUAUUGGAGGAGACGAGGGGGACUGUAUGUACAGGCUUGAGAUCCACUACAAUAAUCCAAUGUUGAUUGAAGGUCUGGUGGACAACUCAGGGCUGCGCUUGUACUACACAUCCCAGCUCCGCAAGCAUGAUGCAGGCACUCUGAUGGCUGGUCUGGCAGUGGCCCCUGGGUACAUCAUACCACCCAAUACCACAUCUUUUCACGCAUAUGGUGUGUGUGACCUGCCCGCUGACACAAAGGUACUUUAAUCAUCAGUUCAGGAUAUGCAGGUGUUUGCAACUGAACUGCAUACUCACCUGGCUGGGCGGAAGGUUCGGGUGGGUCACUUUAGGGAAGACAAACAGAUUGGAUUUUUGGCCUAUGAUGAUCACUACGACUUUGAAUUUCAGGAGAUGAAAUACCUGGGCAAAACAAAAACUCUUAAAAAGGGAGAUUCUCUUGUGGUGGAGUGUACAUAUGAUACCUCUAAUCGCACUGGACUCACAUGGGGUGGCUUGAGCACACAGGAUGAGAUGUGUCUGGUAUUUGUCCUCUACUAUCCUGCCUCCAAUAUAAGCAACUGCGUCAGUUUUCCUGACAUCGAGGCCCUAAAGACCAAACUGGGAGCAUCAACAGAUAAUGAAUUGUACGUGAUGCUCUACCAGAAGAAAUGGGAUGAAGAGGCAGUCAUUGAGUACGAGAGGACCUUGAAAAACAUCCCACAAGACCUUAUGGUAGAUGAUGGAGAGGCAAGAGAUAGAGGAGCCGCCCAGCAACUGGAAGGUUGCUGGUUGGAGCCCUACUCCUCCUGA